AGGAAGUUGGAUUCAAAGAAUAUUUGAAAAAGGAUUAUGAUAUGUCACGUGGUACACUUUAUAAUAUGAUGUUCGCAGACAAUUCAGAGUUCUACCUCAGCUACAUACGAGCAAGGAAAUGCACAGAAAUCUCAAUUGACAAAUGGAAAAUGGAAUCUGGGAAAGAAAAAAGACUCGUUAGCUAUCGUUAUCAUCUUAAAAAGAAAGUUAAAAAGUCGUCGUCACAAGUAACAGAAAUACAGAAACGCGACCCGAGUAAAGAUAUUAGGAAUUGUCACGUGAUAGAGAAUGAAGUUCAAAACAAAGGUGUAAUGUAUGCAGAUAGUUUCCACAUCUUGGAGCGAUGGACCAUCACAGAUAUCGAUGACAACAAGUGUAACUUGAGUGUCCAUGCCGAGAUCGUAUUUCAUAAGGUAAACAAGAUGAUUCGGAGUAUAAUAAAGAAGAAGGUUCGCUCGGGCUUAAAAGAAGCAUACGCUAUUUUAGAUUCGCUUCUCGUAGAAGCUAGUCAAGCUGGACUUGCAGCGGUAGGCCUGCAAGUCUAAAUGUUUAGGCCUGCAGGUGGGUGCUUUCUAUUGUAUACGCUAGAUUUGUGUACAACCUAUACUAGUCCACACCUCGAACACAUUCAGACUUUUAAAUAAAGAGUUAUAUAAAUUCAGCUACAUUAGAUUACACUGCAUUACCCCCUCACGGUAACCUUAAUAAUAAUAAUGUUAAGAGCAUAAUGCCUCACCACGCAUGAUACACUUUAUGUCCAACACAGUGGCG
This is a messenger RNA of Anneissia japonica, 771 nucleotides long. RefSeq lists its product as uncharacterized. The record is from RefSeq and is a predicted model, not a curated record. Gene Ontology annotation, biological process: intracellular sterol transport. Gene Ontology annotation, cellular component: endoplasmic reticulum-plasma membrane contact site; endoplasmic reticulum membrane; plasma membrane. Gene Ontology annotation, molecular function: sterol binding; sterol transfer activity. Lineage: Eukaryota; Metazoa; Echinodermata; Crinoidea; Comatulida; Comatulidae.